Messenger RNA from Cuculus canorus (common cuckoo), 5387 nucleotides. RefSeq names its product vascular endothelial growth factor C (gene VEGFC). The coding region runs from base 16 to 1734 and encodes 572 amino acids. Gene Ontology annotation, cellular component: membrane. The transcript is spliced from 7 exons. The record is from RefSeq and is a predicted model, not a curated record. Gene Ontology annotation, molecular function: chemoattractant activity; vascular endothelial growth factor receptor 3 binding; growth factor activity. Gene Ontology annotation, biological process: sprouting angiogenesis; vascular endothelial growth factor signaling pathway; induction of positive chemotaxis. Lineage: Eukaryota; Metazoa; Chordata; Aves; Cuculiformes; Cuculidae.
GAGGGCGCCUCGGCCAUGCGCGGUCCCCGCCGCCGCGCACCCCCCGGUGACAGCGGGGACCUCGGCGGCGGGCGGAGCGGAGCGGGGAGGGCGAAGGGAACUCCCCGGGGGCGACUCGGUCCUGUUCCGUCUCCCUCCUUUUUCUUCCCUCCUCCUUCUCCUCUCGGCGUUUUUCCACCUCCUCCGCUCCCGAGCGAGCGCAGCCUCGGAUGUCCGGUUUCCUGGUGGGCUUUUUUACCUGGCAAACUCCGGAUAACUUGGGUGAGACUUCGCAAAGCAGCCGGGGGAAGUUGCCAGCUCCCCUGCGGGAGUCCAGGAAGCCGCUGCUACCGCACCUUCUCCGUCCCCACGGAUUUUACCGCCUCGGAUGCUGCGAGGGGAGGGAGGGGGGAGAGGAAGGGAAGGAGCCUCGUAAUUUCGCCUGCAUUCCUGCAGCCGCCCCGCGGCCCCGCUCCGCGCUCUCCCUGCCAGCUCCGCACAAUGCACUUGCUGGAGGUGCUCUGCCUGGGUUGCUGCCUCGCUGCCGGCGCCGUGCUCCUGGGACCCCGGCACCCGGCCGCCGCCGCCGCCUACGAGUCCGGCCAGGGCUACGAGGAGGAGUCCGAAGCCGGGGAGGCAAAGGCUCAUGCAAGCAAAGACCUGGAAGAACAGUUGCGGUCUGUGUCCAGUGUGGAUGAACUCAUGACAGUACUUUACCCAGAAUACUGGAAAAUGUUCAAAUGUCAGUUGAGGAAAGGAGGUUGGCAACACAACAGGGAGCACUCCAGCUUCGACACAAGAUCAGAUGAGUCCCUGAAAUUUGCUGCAGCGCACUAUAAUGCAGAGAUCCUGAAAAGUAUUGAUACUGAAUGGAGAAAAACUCAGUGCAUGCCACGUGAAGUGUGUGUGGAUGUGGGAAAAGAGUUUGGAGCAACUACAAACACCUUCUUUAAACCCCCAUGUGUAUCCAUCUACAGAUGUGGAGGCUGCUGCAAUAGUGAAGGACUCCAGUGUAUGAAUAUCAGCACAAAUUACAUCAGCAAGACAUUGUUUGAGAUCACAGUGCCUCUCUCUCAUGGCCCCAAACCUGUAACCAUCAGUUUUGCCAAUCACACAUCCUGCCGAUGCAUGUCGAAGUUGGAUGUUUACAGACAAGUUCAUUCUAUCAUAAGGCGUUCCUUGCCAGCAACACAAACUCAGUGUCAUGUGGUAAACAAGACCUGUCCAAAAAAUCAUAUCUGGAAUAAUCAAAUUUGUAGAUGUUUGGCACAGCAUGAUUUUGAUAUCUCCUCUCAUGUUGAAGUUUCUGACACAUCUGAAGGAUUCCAUAUUUGUGGACCAAACAAAGAGCUUGAUGAAGAAACCUGUCAAUGUGUCUGCAAAGGAGGCAUGCAGCCCUCAAGCUGUGGACCGCACAAAGAAUUAGAUAGAUCAUCAUGUCAGUGCAUUUGCAAAAACAAACUUCUCCCUGCGUCCUGUGGACCAAACAAGGAAUUUGAUGAAGAUAAGUGCCAAUGUGUAUGUAAAAAGACCUGUCCUAAACACCAGCCUCUAAAUCCUGCAAAAUGCAUCUGUGAAUGUAUAGAAUCUCCCAAUAAAUGCUUCUUGAAAGGAAAAAGGUUCCAUCACCAGACAUGCAGUUGUUACAGACCACCAUGUACAGUCCGAACGAAACGCUGUGAUUCUGGAUUCUAUUUUAGCGAAGAAGUGUGCCGCUGUGUACCCACAUAUUGGAAAAGACCACUUAUGAAUUAGUGAAGAGAGCACUACUUGCUAUGUUGGUGUACAUUUUUCCAUUAGAACAAAAGAGCAACAGAAACUUUGCUAAUAUUUGGAAUUAAAUGUUCACCAGAAACCCUAUGGGGCUUUCAGAGACAGACGCAUUGUGCUUUUCUCAAGACAUGGAAAGCAAAUGUGGAAAAUAACUGGGAUUCAUGUUUUAUAAAAGAACUCAAUAAGGACUUAUUUUCUGCCAAUGACCAAACAGCCUAGGUUCUACUUCUUAUGAUUUUUUUUAAAGAGAUAAUGACUAUAUAAUUUAUUUCCACUAAAACCAUUGUGCAGCAUUUCUGUUUAUAGCAGUAACAAUUGUUAAAGCUCACUGUGAUCAAUAUUUUUAUAUCAUGCAAAGUAUGUUUAAAAUAAAAUGGAAAUUGUAUUAUAUAAUGGUGAGAAAGUUUAAUUGUCUGCCUAUAGAAAGGAACUACAAUUCAGCCUCAUUAACAGAAUUAUUAAAAGAAGGGGGAAGCUGGUUAAGAGAAAACACUUUUAUGAAAGGAAGACUACACUUUCUCAUGCCUGUUUUGUAUGUUGUUUGAAAUAGAAAGUCUUAUACUUAGUGUUUCAUGACCCAGUGAUAGUUCUGUUUCUUGAAUGAACCUAGCAAAGCAAACACAAUUAAUAAUGAAUGAAAAUAUUGGAGAUCACGUACAUUGCCCAAGGAUAAGGACUAUGUUUAGGGGACUGCAGCAACUAUUCACAUUCCAAUAUAUUCACCUUUUAUUUUAUUUCCUGUUAGCGUCUCUAAAGAAUAAUAUAAAAUAAUAUCUAUUGAAGUUCAUUAAUCUGAAAGUGAAAAUGUCAGCUGUGCUCUUUAUUUAGUAUUACAGGCUAUAUUACAAAAUUUACAACGAAAUAAUUCAGAAUGCUUUGAUGCACUUUACUGUUUCAUACAGUCAUAUAUUGAUCAACAAUGUAUGUGUGUGCAAAAAUACUUCGAAGGAAAAAAAUACAAUUUAUAUUCCAAGAGGGACAUGAAAGAACUUCCAGCAGUCUGGUAUUGAUUGACAUAAUCUCUACAAAAAAAAUUGUCAGUCCAUAUCUUUAUUAAAGAGAAUGCAAAAUCAAACAUCUACAACUCAAAAAAGAGGUAAGAUUUUUAACUUGCAUGGGAAGAGCAAUGUGCAUAGAACAUGCUUCAGAAGUUAGAAGGAUUUUUGUAGAAACUUUAUUGUAUGCAGAAAUGGAACAAGCAAAUCUACUAAGCAAAAUUUUUGUAACUGGAGGAGGCAGAUCUGCAAAAAUAAUUUUAGAGGUCGUUAGUCUGAAAUGCUGGUUCUGAGCAGCAGUUCUUAGAAGAGAUAUGAAUGAAUUAACAGGAUUAUUUCCUAGAAAGGUGGGCGUGAGGGGGUUGGCUCUUCUAGAUUCUUGCAUAUUUAAGUGUAAGGGUUCCUAAAACUGAGCGAAAGCUGCUUUGACCUACUUGUGGGUUGAGACAGUCUAACAAGUUGAAUGAGAGACAGUUUGAAAGUUCACACUUUCCACUGCACAUCUAAUGUCUUUAAUGUUCAUCUUUAAGAGGCCAGCUAUUAAUCAUCUGAAUAGGAGAAUAGGAGGGAGUUUAGGCAUACAGAUACUGAGAAAUGUAUUGGCUUAGCAAUCACAUGCAACUAGAACUCUGGAUGAUCAUUUUACUUUGAAAUACAACUUCAUGCUAGUGUAGCAACACACAGUUCCUGUCAGUUGAAUAGUAGUAAUACAAAUCCAUAGUGUUACAACUGGCAAUGUCAAUCUAAUAUCAAGAAAUUAGUUUUAGUCAAAACUUCAUUAGGUAUUACUGAAAAUCCAGGCAUCCACUUCUAUAUGUCAGCUGCUUGAAGGGAACAUAAAAAUGUCUUAAGAAAUCAAUUGAAGAGCAAACUUUAAUGAAGACUUGAGAAAACACACUGCAGGUGAAGCUCUCAGAAUAUGAUUUUUCAUUUCUAUCCAAGCCCAAAACAGAACAGCAGCAGAGGGGGAAAGACAGACCAAAUCAGCAACUAGGAACAGAGGCUAAGUAAGCCAGUAUUUAACAGACAAAAUGUGUUAUUGUGAUUAAAAAGGAGGAGGACACAAGUGAAGACUGAGCAAAACUGCAUUCCAACAAGUAAUUCUAUGUAGAUUAUAAAAAGCACAUGUUAGGAUGCUGGACAAAUAAAGAACUAUUGAACUGAGCAAUGCUUUCUUUACAUGUCUAAACUAUUCAAAAGGAGUUCAUGAAAACAGAUCUAAUAAAACCAUUCUGGCUAAGUAGAUAUUUGGAUUUCUACUGAGUGUACUACACUCCAAAGUCAUCAGAGUAGGGAAGGGAAGGCAGGGACUUUGAAAAUGAGACCACUGAUCAGGAAGCUCCAACUUUAUUACAAACAUCAGCAUUUAGUAAGAAUUACUUUCUUGAAUACAUUUUUAAAAAUUUCUUAACUUACUGAACUUACUAAUUAACAAAUAUGGAGACAUAAAUAUGUCUGGAUAUCCAUAUCCAGACAUAAAUCACGUAGAUCACUAAGUAAAGCUAAGAUUUAAAGAAAGCCAAGACCUUAGUUUUAAAAGUAACCACCAAUGGAGUUUUAUAUCUCACCAAGUGACUGGUCAACCAUUCUCAAUGGUAUGUGGGUGAUGAUACAACAUGCAAUCAGUUGAUUGUGGGUUUUGGCAAUUAGGCUCAAAUUCUGAUUACAUGAAAAUAUCCUUUUUUCGAAAAAUGUAUUAUAACAAGAACACAGUAUCUCUGUCGUUAGCGUAUGCUACAGGUUUCCCAUUCUAAAUGAUAAAAUGUGAUUCUGUUUAUCUCAGUAUUGUCACAAAAUCAUCUAUAUUUAAGCAAACAUUUACCUGUAGAGAAAUACAAAGUGGUGGCAUAAUCUGCAUAGCAGAUCUUCCUUGUAUCUUUUAUAUAAAGUAGAUAAUAGAUUUACACAAUUUUCAGUUUUGGAGUGUUAUUCAGUAUUUUUCUUGCAAUUUUCAUCUUCAUUUCAAAUAAUAACUUUAUAUUCUUAAAAUGUAUAAAAGAGAGAAAAUACAGCUUAAAAGAAGAUCUUAAAAUAUAGGUAAUAAUUCUAUAUACAAGUUAUUCUGCACUAACUGAAUAAAAAGCUUAUAUUGUUAUUUGUGUAACCCCCCACUGUACUUUCUACAAAAAAUACAAGGUGGGGGGAGUAUGAGACGGGACACAAUGUGGAUUGUAACUGCAGUAAAACACUUAAAAGUAAACAGACUCAUACUUGCAUUUCAUCAAGAAUUUACAACAGUUUCUGUAGUCUUUCAAUAUCGUAAUAUAUGGAGACCAUAAAUUAUGCAGGGCAACCUCUCUCUACCUGUAUUAGCAGAAGGGCAUACUAUUUACAGUAUGUGGUGUUAGUCUGCUGGAAUGUUUAGUUGCACAAGAUAGUUGAACAAGAUAGUAAAUCAAUUUUCUAAGUCCUGUUUGAAAGACCAGCAUGAAAUCUUGCACUUGUACUGUAUCACCUUGAAAGGCUUAGUGUUAGUAUUGCCCUCAGUGUUCUCAUUUUCAGUCUUCAGAUCUCAGUGAAAACUGUAGAAACUCUUGAAUUUUAACAUCUCACUCUCUCUGAUUUUCUGGAAAAAAAAUGAGCAAUCACAUCUAUGUCAUAAGCUAGCAAUGGAAUAAUUUAUGCAACCAGUAAGCUCAU